GUUUUUUUUUUUUUUUUUUUUUUUUUUUUCGGUUUUUUUGUUUCGUUUCGUUUGUGGGGGCUGGGUUGAGGUGGAUGUGUGAGUCGGAGCGUGUAUGGUUGUUUGUAUGUGCGUGCGUAUGUUGCGGUUGUUGAUCUUUGUGUAGUGGGAAGCGUUUGUGAGGUCCAAUUUUACUCGUUCGGUUGCAAUUUGGUGGGUGGUGUGUGUUUGUUGGGUUCAUGCGUGCCUGAAAUUCGAUCUUCAUGUUCGUCUUGGAUGCGUUGGGUUGUUAAGCUUUCCGAUGGCUGUUGGGAGCAGGAAUUGGGCUUCGCCUCUAUGGACGUCUGUUGUCCAUGGUUGUGUCGUGAUGGGUAGUCAUCUGUCAUCCGGGGAGCGUGGUUGUUUUGGUUAUCGUGAAGGUCCUCAUCGCUUACCCGUGGGACCUUGCUUACGUGGCCGUGACGCAUAGAAUUGCGUCUCGGGCUUCGCAUUGACUCGAACAUCGGUAGAUUGUCAGCGUGAAUUAUGUUUGAACACUCUUCGAUUGCGUCAAUUCGACGCCGAGCGAGCAGUUCGUGGGCUAUGCAUAUUCUUUAUGAAGUGUCAGAAACCUUUUUACAUGCCAUACGUGCGUCGCACUCCUAGUGUCUAAUCUCCUCUUGGGUGCGCUCUUGAUUUAUCUGCCACUUCAUUUACCUUUUGAACCAUAUGCGCAAAUUUGCACUGUAUGGACAUCGUACAAUCCAGGAUGGAUUUCUUCCGUGUAAUCCGCCUAUGGCUUGUUUGACGUUUGGGUAUUGCGUGUUUACCGUCUAUUUUUUAUGUGUGGAUAGUGUUUGGAUUGUGGUGGAGACGAAUCUCGACGUUCUCUCCGAUAAAUCACGUUUCUCUGUGCCAAUGGAUAUCUCUUUGACCUUCUUUCGACUCUUAGAAGGCUUCGGUUGCGAGUUCUCGAAUAUAAUCACGAUGUAGGUAUAGUCGUGGUGGCAUCGUUUAUAAUGUAUCAGAUGCGCUCUUUAGUUUCUUUGAUGAUGGUUUUUUCCAUGGUUCGACAGCAGUUUAGUCUAUAUCGCGGCGAUGGCUGCAGUGUGACGUCUCGUUAUUGCCUUUUGGUGUUGACAUUGUGAAAUAGCUGUCAAUCUGAAAUGCGUGUCCAUUCUACUCGGAAUUGGAUUGGAGCCGGUGACAGCGAGAUGGGAUUCCGAUCGUGAGAACUGUGGGGUGCUUGUGUUAUAAUAAUAAGCACAUACAGGAGAGAAGGAGAGGCAACAUCAUGGGCAGGUUGUACUUGAUACAAUUGGAUGGGCGCAUCUAUAGCUGUCGGAAUUGCCGCAGCCACUUAGCUCAGUGCGAUGAGCUGGUCUCGAAGUCGUUUCACUGCCGACACGGAAAGGCCUACCUGUUCAAUACUGUGGUGAACGUCUCUGUUGGGCCACUAGAGGAUCGAAUGAUGACCACCGGUAAACAUACGGUGGCUGAUAUCUUCUGCAACAGUUGCCAGCAAGUCGUGGGGUGGAAAUAUGAAGUGGCUUUUGAGAAGAGCCAGAAAUACAAAGAGGGCAAGUUUAUUCUUGAGCGAGCCAAGAUGGUCGAUGGCGACGGCAGCGAUUCAUUUCCAAUCAGCGAUGGAGAUGAUGAAUAACCCAUCACUUUGUCUGCCUCCACGGUCCACGGCGUUAGUAUGGCGCGUCCCUUCCAAGGUGCUGGUUGGUCCCAUUCUGCAACCCCAAAACCCAGCACUGGCCCCGCUUCAGCCGCAUCGAUUUCGGUUUUAUGGUUUUUUUCUUUUUUUAUUUAUUUUUAUUUUUACUUUAUUUGUAAAGGCCAAUAAUCCAUUUCGUAGGCACGACCUAGCGCAAACCGGGGGAAAAGAAAAAGAAAAAGAAAACUGCUGAAUUGAUUUGGAUAAAAUUCUUGUGGCGUACUUGUACAAACUUACAAUGGCCAAUGUGCUGCCGGAGCAGUCAGCACUAACAUUGAUGUACAUACUCUUUUUAAGUUCCUCCACGUGCAAUUUUUUUACUUC
This is a messenger RNA of Physcomitrium patens, 2005 nucleotides long. The record is from RefSeq and is a predicted model, not a curated record. NCBI's taxonomy places the organism in Eukaryota, Viridiplantae, Streptophyta, Bryopsida, Funariales, Funariaceae.